UCAUAUUGCUAAUUGGCAAGUUAGAGCUUCUCCUCAUCCAUGGCGUUCAUCAAACUAAAUCUCAACGUAGACGUCAACAGUUGCCUGAGCGGGCUGUGGGCAUCACUGCAACUAGCUAUAGGCAGGCCAAAGACUGCAAUCAAGAAAUUGGAAAAGGAAAUGGCGAGAUUGAGAGGCAAAAGGAACGACAUCAAGAACCAAAUCAGCGAAGCGGAGCGCGAGGGGAAGAUUCCUACCAACGAAGUGAACCAGUGGCUACAGGAGGUGGAGGAAUUGGAAGGCCAAGUGGCAGAUAUCAACCAGGAUUUCCAAAGUAUGAUCAGUUGCUUCAGUUGCAAUUGUUUCAGUUUCAGUCUAACACAAGAAGCAGGAGAUCAGGUGCCUAUCAGAGAGCCAUCAAACGGCUGCUCCAUCAUCCGAAGAGUGGUGAAGAAGCUCGGCGAGGCUAAUGAAUUGAUGAGUCGAGCUAGUAUAGUACUGGAUCCGAUUGCCACAGUCGGGCCUCCGGAACCCACCGUGAUGCUUCCCAUCGUACACCGACCGCCUGUAGGGAUCGAGUCAUAUGUGGAGGAUAUUGUGGGCUACAUCGAUGGUGGAGAAGGCAGCAUCAUAGGCAUCUACGGAAUGGGUGGUGUCGGUAAGACCACCGUGUUAAAGAGCGUCCAGCGACACUAUUACAAUCAUAGAAUAAUAUUUGAUCAUGUCAUUUGGGUUGUAGCCUCCAAAGAUUGCCAAUUGAAAAGGCUCCAGAUGGAGAUUGCUAGAACUCUAGGACUGAACACACUGCAGGAGAGUGAUGAUGAAGCAACUUGUGGUGAUAAAUUGUUUAGCUACUUGAAAAACAAGAAUUGCUUGCUGCUUCUCGAUGACAGUUGUGAAUACCUGAAUCUUCAACUGUUGGGGAUGGCACACUCGGCUACCGAACAAGGCCAGCAACAACACGAGCUGCGCCGCAAAGUCGUGGUGUUCACAACCCGCAGUGAGAUAGUGUGUGCACGAAUGGAAGCAGAAAAAAAGAUCAAAGUCAAAUGCCUAGAUCAAGAUCAAGCAUGGCAACUCUUUAAGGAGAAUGUCGACGGGGAUGUUCUCAGCUCAGAUAGAGGAAUCAACUCCUGUGCUCAAGAAAUUGCUAAAGAAUGUGCAGGUCUUCCGCUAGCUCUCAUCACUGUCGCCCGGGCCAUGUUAGGGAAAAAAUCAUGGGAACUUUGGAAGGACGCUCUCCAUCAAAUAAGGGAUAAGCAUGAGUGGACAAGUACCAUUGAUCUUUCAGAAGAAGAUUCAGUUGUAAUGUAUAAAGCCUUCAAGUUAAGCUAUGACAGUUUAGAAAAUGACUCGAUAAGAGAAUGCCUUUUGUGUUGCGCUUUGUGGCCUGAAGAUUAUGAGAUCCAUAAAUUUAAGGAGUUGAUACCGUGUUGGAUAGGUUGUGGCAUAAUCCGUGAAUUUAAUGUAAUCAAUGAAGCUUUCACCAAAGGAUGCUCCCAUUUGGAAGCUCUCAUGGCUGCAUCCUUGCUAGAGCACUCCUCUAGACGGCCGAAUUAUUAUGAGGCUGAACAUGUAAAGAUGCAUGAUGUCAUCCGAGACAUGGCACUAUUGAUGUUCUCUGAGUUAAAGGGGAAUAGAAGGAAAUCGAUUGUAAAAGCUGGAUUUGGUUUGCAUAAUUUGCCUAGACAGGAGGAAUGGCAGGAGGCAGAGCGAGCAUUGUUCAUUGAGAACCAGAUUGUAUCUUUACCAGAGUAUGAAGCUUCUAGUUUUCCCAAACUUUCUAUGUUGAUUCUCUUUUUUAACUAUCCUCCUCUGAAUAUUCCUCGGAGUUUAUUCACGAGCAUGCCUCGUUUAACAUACUUGGAUCUCUCUAAAUGUUUUAUAAUAGAGCUUCCGAUGGAGAUUGGUAGCUUAACUGAGCUUCAAUAUUUAAACUUGUCCUACAACACAAUUACAAGUUUGCCGCUCGAGUUAGGUUGCCUUGGCAAAUUAGAGUACUUACUUCUAAGGGAUAAUUGUCUCAAGACUGUACCCAACGGGAUAAUAUCCAAUUUACUAAUGCUCAAGUGGUUGGAUAUAUCACAACAGAUUCCUGUAUGUGAGCAAUGGUGGGAUGAGUUGGUACAUUUCAGAGGAUGCCACCAAUUAAGUUUGGAAAUUUCCAUUUAUGCAACUGACCUCAAAAGACUGAACAUGUUACCAAAUGUCUCGGUAAGGAACCUCGCUAUGAGCGGAUUAAGUUCAAAUUUUCAGAUGUUGCAAUGGAGUCUUAGAGUAACUGACAACCUCGAGUGUUUAACUAUUUCAAAUGUCUGGAAGGGAGAUCAAUUAAUGGUGAAUGCAGGCGUCGACUGCGAAUCAAAUUUCAAAUGUUUGAAGACUCUCAAUUUUAAAUUUCUAUACCAAUUGAAAAUCAAUUGGGUGGAUGGAGUUGGGUUCAACAACCUUCGCGACCUAUACAUUUCUAAUUGCUACAAGUUGAAAGAUGUUUCUUGGGUUCUGCAACUGUCAUGCCUUAAUCUUCUAAGCAUACUAAAUUGUCAGGAAAUGGAGGAAAUAAUAAGUAAUGUUGGCAGUUCCAAUUCUAGCUUUGGCAUCAAGAUGUUGGGUUUGUCUAAAAUGGAUAACUUGCAGCGCAUUGCAUACCAACCACUCCAUUUUCCCUACUUGGAAUAUAUAACUGUGAGCUAUUGCCCCAGGCUCAAAAAACUACCAUUUGGAGCAGAAACAGUGAAGAACAGAUUAAAAGAGAUUCAAGGCGGUCCAAAUUGGUGGGACGAUUUGGAUUGGGAUGAUCAUAGAAUCAAGGAUUCCCUCACCCCUUAUUUUAGGGAUGGAUCCAAUUUGCUUAGACAGGAGAAAUGGCAGCCAACAUUGAUCGUUGAGGACCAUAUUAUAUGGUUACCAGCGGGUUUAGAUGAUCCAGAAGACAAUGGGAGCGAUGAUGAAGAAGAUGGAGAAAAUGAACCAGAGGCCAAUGGUGAAGGAGGAAGUGAACAGGAAGAUGACGAGGAUGAUGAUGAUGAAGAAGAGGAAGAUGAUGAAUACGAAGAAGAGGAAAACGUUGAAAAAGACGACGGACUGCAGCACCACCAACAAAGAAGAGGAAGUGAGGUGUAUUGCUGCAUUCUUUUGGGGUAUCUGGUCCUUGUAGAAUUUUUUAUUUUUUUUCUUGUCAUUUUUACUAGUGCUUGACAUGGAAAAAGAUUAGUGUUUGGGUGGGAGUAAUGCCCUUGCAUAUUAGGUAGAUAGGGCUGACCUCCUGUGUAUUAUCUUGUCUUUGAUUCUUGACAUUUGGUUUGAGUUUUUUUUAAAGAACUCAUUGUUGCAAAUGUGACUUUAUAAACAUUAGUAACAAUCUUAUGUCA
Molecule: messenger RNA, 3350 nt
Organism: Zingiber officinale
Lineage: Eukaryota; Viridiplantae; Streptophyta; Magnoliopsida; Zingiberales; Zingiberaceae
Product: probable disease resistance protein At1g61300
Exons: 4
Coding region: 40-3177 (1045 amino acids)
Molecular function (GO): protein binding; ADP binding
Source: RefSeq, a predicted model, not a curated record